CGCGAAUGUGCUUUGCCUCAUGCUAUCUGAAGCGCACAAGCUAAUAUUACAAUCGCCACCACCACCAUCAACAGGAAAGAAAAUGGAGGUCAGAGAGUUGCAUUAACUGCAGUCCGAACAAUAUUAAUGUUAACAAUACUGUGGUUGAGUUCCAGUCCUGGUCUUCAUUUCAGCUGAGCCUGAGAAGCUGAUCCGAACAGAUAUUCUGUUUGAAAAGUAGUGUCUCUCUGUUAUGGAGGAGAGUGUGAGCCCUGAGCUGGCUCAAGCCCCUGAGCCUAGCCAGGAUCCAGUGGAUACCAGCUCACAAGAACCGACGUCGGUUUCAGAAGAAGUCAAAGAUCAAGAAGACCAAGGUGAUGGUAUUCAAGAUAAAGUAGAGGAGGCUGAAAAAUCCACCAAGCCGCCUUGUGAGUUUAAGAAGACUUGGGGCUUUCGUCGUAGCACUAUUGCUAAAAGGGAAAUUCCUGGCGAAAUGGCUGCAGAGACUCCAGAGGGAAAGGGCGCCCCAGUGCGUCGCAGUGGUAGGCAGGCCAAGCGCACGGACAAACUUGAAGAAUUUCUAGUUACUGUCAAAAGAGGAAGAGGAACCGGGAGAAGGAGUUGUCCCUCACGGCUCGAGGGCGGAGAUCCACCUUCCCAGACCCCGACUGAUGCUGAAACAACCUCCGAGGCCAGCUUCGAUGGAAACGCAGAGACCAAAACGGAGGAACCUAAAGUUGCCUCACCGGAGAAAAAGAAAAGAGGGAGGAGAAAGAUAAAGAGAACUGCUAAGACUAAAGCAAGCAGUGCCUCAGUCAGUGAUGAUUGCAGCUCUGAUAACGAAGAGGAGGGUGAAGGUGAGAUGAUAAAAACACCUGAGGAACAUAUGGAGAUCGAAGCCAAAGCUGAAGAUUGCAAAGACGAGGAAUCAAAAGAAGAGGAACAGGCAAUGGAUGUAAAGAAAGAAGAAGAAAUAGAAGAGGUAGAGAAUGAUGAGGGCAAAGAAAAGUCUUCAGAUGACUUCAUAAGUAGACGUCCUCCUACAAGAUCUUACAGUAGAGAUUCCAAAAAAGACACUAAACCCAAGCCAGGACCCAAGGUCAACAAAGAUACAGAUGAAGAGGAAGAUGAUGAUGAGUCAUCGUCGAGUGAGUCUGACACCGAUGGCUAUGACCCUAAUGCACUAUACUGCAUCUGCAGGCAGAAACACAAUAAAAGGUUCAUGAUCUGCUGCGAUCGAUGUGAGGAAUGGUUUCAUGGCGACUGCGUCGGCAUCACUGAGGCACGAGGUCGACUGAUGGAGAGAAAUGGGGAAGAUUAUGUCUGUCCUAACUGCAACACACACAGAGUACAGAUCACCAAGACCGGUGGCUCCACAGCAGCUGCAGACAAUGGCAAACGGCCAGCAUCUGGCCCUCGUAAAGCAGAGCCCAGUCCAGCUACAUCCAGCACUGCUCCAGUGGCAGCAGAGGAGAAAGCUGCUGAUGACCUGGGCAUCAAGGGCAGAAUCGAGAAGGCUGCCAAUCCUAGUGGCAAAAAGAAAAUAAAGAUUUUCCAGCCGCAGGUGACAGCAGUCAAGGGAUCUUCCCUUCCCAAGUGCAUCGGUCCUGGAUGUGAGAGAGACGCUCUUCCUGACUCAGUCUACUGUGGGAAUGACUGCAUACUCCGGCAUGCCGCGGCUGCUAUGAAGACCAUUACCACGGAUGGAAAAGACUCCAAGCAGAAGGAGAGGGGCAAGACCAAACGGCAAAAAAAGAGCACAAAUAAAUUGGCACAUAAGAAGAGUGGCUCUGAAAGGAGAUCCUCUAACCAAGCUGAAGAGGAGGAGGAAUCUGAGUCUGGUACUGAGGAAGAGGACGAAGAUGAUGAGGAUGACAAGCAUGCAGAGGAGCAUCCACCUCCACCAGCCAUGUCAUCCUGGUCCAGUGACCAUAAUUACAUUGCAGUAACGCCAGAAAAGACUACACCCAUAUCAGCAUCUGUGUUAAACAAAGCGUCAGCUGUCCAAAAAGACAAAGAAAAAGAGGAAAUCGAGGAAGUGAGGCCGGAAAAAGAGUCAACACAUGUGGAAAAGAAAGCUCCUACUUCACAUGUUGCUCCCAAAGGUGGGAAAAAGUCUCCUGUUUCAAAAGGGAUUAAAGGAACUGCAGACGCUGCUUCUCCGACCAAAGCCAAACCAAGUACAACACCUCUGAGCAGUACCAGAGACCUGAGGAAACAGCCCCCACCACAAAGCAUCAAGUUCUUGAACAAGCCCAAGAAGCCAGGGCCUCCCCCACCUCCAAUUCCAAUCUUGUCUCCAUCAGGCCCUCCUGGAUCUCGCCACCAUGCCUCCGGAGCGCUUCGCGUUAGCAAAACCACUUUUACCAUCCCUAAAAAACAGCCACAGGCGCCACCAAAAGAGGCUGCUGAAGGUGGUCCCUCUACCUCUUCUAAGACCCCACCUUCGCCAGUGUCGACCACUCCAUCCAUCCAGCACCCAUCACCAAAACCAACCCAACCCCCUGCACCUGCUGGUCCUCCUCAGCCACCACCCAACAAUCAGAUGAGAUCCAACAUCAGACGAUCGCUGACCGAUAUCCUGUAUAAGAGGGUGAGCGACAGCGAUGACCUCUCCAUGUCUGAGGGUGAAGUAGGGAAGUUGGCGGUCAGCAUUGAGAAAGAGAUGUUUAACCUUUAUCUGAACACCGAUAACAAGUACAAGAACAAGUACAGAUCACUUAUGUUCAACCUGAAGGACCCUAAAAACAAGGGUCUGUUUUAUCGUGUGAUCGGUGCUGAGAUCAGUCCUUUCAGACUGGUGAGGUUGAGUCCAGAAGAACUUCUUUCCAAGGAGGUGUCUGAUUGGAGGAAAACUGAGACCACUGAGGAUCCAAGAUCCCAGUCAGGACAUUCCAAAUCCGGAUCACGACAAGAAGGCAUUCCCCCAGAUGUAGACAUGGAGGAAGCUCCUCCAAUGUCUGAUGGAGAUGUAUGUAUGCCUGCCACUUCCCAAUCUCCCCACUUGGCUUCUUCUGCUGAGCCCCAGGAAGACGCACGUCCUACUUCUACAUCGCAAGCUUCAGUUUCUUCCGGAAAAGGCAGUGCAAUGCCAGAUAUCUUUAGUAGUAUGUUGCAAGAUACUACGGCACAUCACAGGACUCAUCUGUUUGACCUAAACUGCAAGAUUUGUACAGGUCAGAUGUCUGCAGACGAUGAACCACCUUCUAAAAAAAGCAAAAUGUCUAUGGCUAAGAAGCCAGAGCAACCCUUAAAGUCCAAACCUGAUCCCAGACCAUCCAAACCCUCCGGUGACCACCCCCCAGUUUCCUAUUACUCUGGUGUAGAGACAUCCAUGCCUGAUUCAACAUCUGCAAAGGAGGAUCCAAACACUUUACCGCCACCGGUCCAGGCCCCAAUUCCUGCUGCUGUCUCCUCUGUUACUAUAACCCGAAGGGAUCCUCGUACGGCAGGUCACCGGUCAUCCCUGCCUCAGAUUCGGACUGCUCAGACUGUUCCUGAUGUUGGGGUUUCUUCUCUGUCAGCCAGUAUCCCUGUGUCUGUUGAGCCCGUGGCUGUAGAAACAAAGGGUCCUUUACCAAUGCCUCCUUCAACCCCACCACCUAGACCUGUGGUACAAAAAACAGCCUCUUCACAAGAUGCACGGCAUUAUGGAUCCAGCACUUCCAGCAAUGUGCCAGAGCCUUCUGUUGAGGGUGAAACAGCUUUGUUCCUGUCUGGUCAGGAGAUGCUGUGGAAAGGAUUUAUAAACAUGCACACCGUCGCCAAGUUUGUCACAAAGGCCUACAUGGUGUCUGGAUCAUUUGAGCACAUUAAGGAGGAUUUGCCUGACACCAUUCACAUCGGCGGUAGAAUAUCUCCACACACUGUGUGGGAUUAUGUGGGAAAGUUGAAGACUUCACUGUCCAAAGAACUCUGUCUAAUUCGUUUCCAUCCAGCAACCGAAGAGGAGGAGGUUGCGUACGUGUCCCUGUUUUCUUAUUUCAGCAGCCGUAAGCGGUUUGGAGUGGUGGCCAACAGCAACAAACGCAUUAAAGACCUUUACCUCAUCCCUCUGAGCUCAAAAGAUCCACUGCCAGCGAAGCUCCUGCCAUUUGAUGGACCAGGGCUUGAGCCAGCUCGACCCAAUCUCCUCCUGGGGUUGUUGAUUUGCCAGAAAGACAAGAAGCGUCCCGGAGCAUCUCUUGAGAAUGAGGAAAAACGUUCUAAAACCUUAAGAGAUGAGGAGACAGGCCUCCCAAAACCAUCCAUUGUUGGAAAAGUUGAAAUAAAACAGGACAAAAGUGUUAGAUCUAGUCUGGAUGGCAUAAGCACAACUCCGCCAGGUACACCACCACCCCUUAGUGCCUCUGAAUCUUCAAGCUCCAUCUCAGCUUCUGUGUUGUCCAUUCUCUCCUCUGUGAAAGCAGCUGGUGUCACCACUAGCACAAACAAUAAUUCUCCAAAUGUCACAGCGGCACAGGCAGUCUCUUCCACACCUCUGCAGACUAUCCUAAAGACUCUUUUUGGUAAAAAGAAGUCUGAUACUGAUGUCUCGUUAUCACCUUCAGACCAAGGUGCUGCAGAGGGAUCCAUGCCUUCUGUGUCCAUACUGGACCCAAUUGUAAAACAGUUUUCAAUAUCAAAGAGUAAAGAGAUAGAAGUACAGGACGACAGACCAUAUGAUCCUGAGGAAGAGUAUGACCCAGCUGUUGGCUAUGCUAAAGAAGAAAUGCAUAAUGCAACCAAAGUGUCUGCAGCUGUUGAGAAAACAGAGGUGAGAUCUGCUGUGGUGGAUGAUAUUGCUUAUGACCCUGAAGAUGACUCCAUUUUUGAUGAUGUUGGGGCUAGGAAAUUAAUUGAAUAUCAGAAAGGGCUUAAAGACCAACAGGCCGAGGAACAAAAGUUGCAGCUGGAAAGGCAUGAGGAUCCAGUUCACCAAAUACCAGAGACUUUGAUUUCUCAGCCUGUGACAUCUUUAUUAGCUAACAGCCAGUUGUUGCAGCUUGGUAAAAAAGUUGAAGACUUAGUGGCAAAGAGCUCAGCUACUCAAAUUAUUAACCAGAGAAGAGACCCAAGGCAAAGUAGGGACCCUCGCCAAGCAGCUGUAAGUAGAAGACCAACGUCUGAUUCAAUUGAGAAAGAAGACCAAUCUAUUGUAACUACAGAUGAACCAUCUCCACAGCAAGCUUUGGUGAUAGAGACAUCAGCGUCACAAAACUGCAUAACCUUAGAUGCACAAACAGCACCGCUGGAUUCUAUUAUGGAUACAUCAGUGGAGGAACCUACUACAACCACUGACACAGCCCCAACUCAAGUCACUUCUGUCUUGGAUAUUCAAGAUGUGCAGCAUGACAUCCUGCAGACAGCAGAAACAACCAAGCCUGAGGAAGGCAAGAGUGAAGCUGUACCUUUCCUUGGUACAGAGAGCAUGGAGGUUUCUAUUCCAUUACUAGGGGAAAAAAUUGACCCCGAGUUAGUUGAAAACUAUGUGGAUAAAGAAUCUGAAGAGGAAGAAAUUAGGGAAGAUCCUAUUGAAUCUGACAGUAAAAGUUUUGAGAAAGUAUGGCCAAAUUCUGCCAGUAUCUUAAAAGCUGAUCAGGUUUCAUCAAGUGGACAGCCUAUUGAGACCACUCCAACCACAUAUUACAGCAUUUCAACGAUCAGUACGUCAUCUGUACACUCGACAAUGCCAGAUGACGACAUGCAUGAUUCUUAUAUGGAUUCUCACAGUUCCCAUAUACAACACAUAACAACAACCAAUCCUGCAAACAUUCCACAUCAAAUGUCUUUUCCUCCCCCUAUUGGGCCUCCACCCAUUCUUGGUCCACCUCCCAUGCAAGGCCCACCACCCAUGGCUGUUCCACCGCCCAUGCAUAUCGCUCCUCCAAUGUCUGGACUACCACCACCAAUACAGAUUCCCCCCAUGCAAGGUCCUCGUCCACACCUUGGAGAAAAUGAUCAUUCUCAGUUUCAUCCACCUGGAUCAUAUCCACCUUACCAGAAUCAGUGGGGAAGCAAUCCUCAGUUUGAUGCUCCAAGAGGCCCACCCCCUCCCAAUUUUACACCAAGAGGACCACCCCCAUUCCAACAAAUUGGUCAGAGAGGUCCUCCUCCUCAGAUGUUUGAUAAUUCUCUUAAUCCAAUGCCACCUCAGCAUAUCGGACCAAGAGGCCCACCUCCAGGCCCUCCACUAGCUGGACCACCUCCUCCAAACUUUGAUGGACAAAGGUUUAAUGGUCCUCCACUCCCGUUUAAUUUCUCAGCACCUAGAGGCCCCCCUCCACCAUUCCAAGGCCCCCCUCCAACUCUCCAAGGCCCCCCUCCACCUCUCCAAGGCCCCCCUCCAACUCGCUUUGAUAAUAGAGCACCGCCACCAUCACACUUUCCAGGACCCAGGGGGCCACUUCCCACUCAUAAUAUUGGGGAUCAUGGAACCCCAUCUAAUAUGUCAAGAGGUCCCGGUGAUGACCGUGGAAACUCUUAUCAAGGACUAGAGAAACCCCACAUACAUGCACAAGGGCCGCCUUUUAGGGGUCCACCUCCAAACCACUUUGAUGGACGGAGGGGACCCCCUGGUCCUCAAGGUGAUAUGUCAGGACAGCGCUUUCCACCUCCACACCAGUUUCGUGGUUCACCUCCACGUAGGGGGUCUUUUGAUGAACCGCGGGAAAGAUCGUCUCAAGAAUUUGAAAGACACAGAGGACCAGCAAUGCAGCAGUUUGGUGGGCCAAGAGGUCCACCACCGGGGCAUUACGACAAGGAGGCUGCUGGUCAACCACCACGAUAUAGCUAUAACGAAGACAACCCUAGCGAUGUUAGACCCAUUCGUGGGCCUUUGCUUCCAACGCCUCCUGAUGGUCUCAUCCCAAUGCAGGCCCGUGUAGGUGGGCACAGUCCAGACCCCCACCGUGAUGACCACUGGAGACGGCACUCCCCGGAAAUGAGACGGCACUCCCCGGAAAUGAGACGGCACUCCCCGGAAAUGAGACGGCACUCCCCGGAAAUGAGACGGCACUCCCCGGAAAUGAGACGGCACUCCCCGGAAAUGAGACGGCACUCCCCGGAAAUGAGACGGCACUCCCCGGAAAUGAGACGACACUCCCCUGAAAUGAGAAGGCGAAGCUGCUCUUCGAGAGAUGGUUCAGAUCCUCACAACCGUCCGAGUAGAUUUGAUGGAAGCUCACGUGACAGAGAUGCCUCCUCAAGAUUGUCUGAAGAAAGAGAGAGGCAGCGUGAUUUGUCUGAGGAUAGGAGGAGAGAAAGAGAUCGAGAAGGUCCUCAUGGUGGACGACCAUGGGGCUGGAACAGGGAACACGAGUAUGAGAGAGGCAGAGAAAGGGAUCAUGAAAAAGACCGGAGCAGGGAAAGAGAUGGGGAGCGGGGUCGGAGCAGAGAAAGAGAUGUGGAGCCUGGUCGGAGCAGAGAAAGAGAUGGGGAGCGUGGUCGGAGCAGAGAAAGAGAUGGGGAGCGUGGUCGGAGCAGAGAAAGAGAUGCGGAGUGUGGUCGGAGCAGAGAAAAAGAUGGGGAGCGUGGUCGGAGCAGAGAAAGAGAUGCGGAGUGUGGUCGGAGCAGAGAAAAAGAGGGGGAGCGUGGUCGGAGCAGAGAAAGGGAGAGGGAGCAUAGCAGAGAGAGGGAUCACAGUAGAGGCAGAGAGAGUGACCGAUACAGAGAUGGAGAUGGAGACAAGAGAAGAGACCGGGAUCGAGACAGAGACCGAGGUAGGGAGAGAGAGCAAGAGAGAAAAGACUAUGAUCGAGAGCGAGCCAAAAACAGAGAGCGAGAAAGAGACCGUGACCGAGAUCGGGAUGGCAGGGACAGGAGACGAGAUCGCUCGAGGAGUCGAGAACGAGAGCGUGGAAAAGAUCGGGACAGAAGAGAUCGGGACAAGGAGAGAGACCGAGAUAAAGACAGAGGGAGGGAGAAAGACAGAGACAGACGGGACAGAAGCAGGAGCAAAGACAAGAAAGAUGAGAGAAGGGAAAAGUCUGACUCCUCAAGGGCAAGGUCUACAGAAUCUAAGUCCCAUUCUUAAGUUGUUAAUUUUGAUAUGAUGUAAAAACCUCUGGAAGAACAUUUUCUGAAUGUUUUUUUUCACAUUUUGCAUGGAUUUGAAAGUUAUGUUUCAAAGUCCUGUUUUUGUACUCCUUGUCUUGCUCAAAUAUUUUAUGCUUUUUACAUUUAAAAUCGUUGAUGUUGAUAACAUCUUGGGGUGACAUCUUACCUGAUGAUAAUUUUGUUAGCACAAAAUGCACUCUACUUGUAUUGCCGUUUUAAAAUAUAUGGGAAAACUUCACAAAUAACAAUAAAGCAAGACAUGUAAAUAUGUAUGUAUGUGUGUAUAUACAGGUACGGUUUUAUCUACUUUUUCUAAAUAGAGAAAUCGUAAGCCAUAUAGCUUUAAAAAAAAGUGUCACGGAAAAAGAAAGUUGUCCUCAAUAGAAGGUCUUUGUAUUGUAAAAGCUUAACCAACAUUUCAUGAAUGUGUCUGUAGGCUGUUAAUGAUUAAAGCCACUUCUGAUACCCAACAUAUUGUUUCAUUAAAUCCUCUCUAUUGUUAAAACAAAC
Messenger RNA from Paramisgurnus dabryanus, 8526 nucleotides. It is a transcript of the gene dido1, whose product is annotated as death inducer-obliterator 1. Gene Ontology annotation, cellular component: nucleus. The record is from RefSeq and is a predicted model, not a curated record. Gene Ontology annotation, biological process: DNA-templated transcription; apoptotic signaling pathway. Lineage: Eukaryota; Metazoa; Chordata; Actinopteri; Cypriniformes; Cobitidae.